Molecule: messenger RNA, 1356 nt
Organism: Tarenaya hassleriana
Lineage: Eukaryota; Viridiplantae; Streptophyta; Magnoliopsida; Brassicales; Cleomaceae
Product: protein MRG2
Exons: 9
Coding region: 86-958 (290 amino acids)
Biological process (GO): chromatin organization; regulation of DNA-templated transcription
Cellular component (GO): histone acetyltransferase complex; nucleus
Source: RefSeq, a predicted model, not a curated record
UUUUCGUCUGCAACACACAUACAACGCACACUCCGUCGAAAUCCCUAGUUCUCUCUGUUCAUGAUCCGUCCUGGAAUCCACGACGAUGCCUAGCCCUAGCUCCGCCGCAAAAGACGAUUCAGCCACCGAUUCUGACCUCCCCUCCGCCUUCCCCGCCGGCUCUGACACCGAGUCCGAUACCGAGACGGAGACCGAGGACGACCUUUCUUGCCCUCCCGCCUCGAGCCCCUUCGAAGUUGGAGAGAAAGUCCUCGCCUCCCACAGCUCUAGCAUCUACGAUGCCAGGGUGCUUAAAUCGGACUAUCGAUUCAAGGAAUGGAAGUUUUUCGUGCAUUACAUGGGUUGGAACAAGAAUUGGGACGAGUGGAUAGGUCUAGAUCGUCUGAUGAAACGUACCGAGGAGAAUAUCAAGAAACAGGAGGAACUUAAUAAGAAGCUAGGAACACUAAAGAAUGCAAUGGCUUGGAGAGUGUCACAGAUGAAACCUAGAAGCCCUAAUGUUGCAAGAGGAAGAAAGAGAAAGCAAGAUUCCAUUGAUAAGGAAAAAAAUGCAGCUUCGUCAGACAAGCUUGUAACUUUUCACAUUCCACCGGCUUUAAGGAAGCAACUAAUUGAUGACUGUGAAUAUGUUACCCACAUGAAAAAGCUUGUUAAACUUCCUCGUUCUCCGAACGUGGAUGACAUUUUGAAGAAGUAUGUUGAAUGGAAAACAAAGAAACAUGGGGGGGUAACUGACUCAGUUGGGGAAAUUCUGAAAGGUUUGCGUUGUUACUUUGACAAAGCGUUGCCCGCAAUGUUGCUUUACAAAAAUGAACGCAAGCAAUUUGAGGAAACCAUAUCCAGUGAUGUUUCUCCCUCAACUGUGUAUGGGGCCGAGCAUUUGUUACGCCUUUUUGGUAAGGUCAUCCUUCUUCAUUUUUCUGUUAGAGUUACUCUAUUUGUGCUUAUCAUGUCAUAGCUUAUUUUUGCCAUUUCUUAGCAGGUCAGUUGUCUUGACUCUUAGUGUGAAAAUCAAGUCGGUUUCAUGACUUGCUUUAUUUCCUCCUAUUUCUCAAAGCUCUGUAAUGACAUUUUCCUUGUCUUUGGUUUAUAGUUCUUCCCAAAAAACGAAGAUUGUUUACUUGGUAGGGAAGCUGAAAAUGAAAAAUCUAGCAGAAAAAAUAACUACAUACCAGGGAUACUUAGCUCCCUAGGUGAUGAACUAUCUUUCGAUACAAAUUUAACCCUUGAUAUGGCUUUCACAGUAAAAUUGCCCGAGUUGCUAAUCCAUGUAAAUUUGGCGGAAGAGACGUUAAAGGAACUGCAGCACAGCUUUGUCGAUAUUCUCAGGUAAUAGUCACUAGUAUUUCUCUGUUU